Messenger RNA from Salvelinus sp. IW2-2015, 6501 nucleotides. RefSeq names its product oxysterol-binding protein-related protein 6. Lineage: Eukaryota; Metazoa; Chordata; Actinopteri; Salmoniformes; Salmonidae. The transcript has 25 exons. The record is from RefSeq and is a predicted model, not a curated record. Gene Ontology annotation, cellular component: cytosol; membrane; intracellular membrane-bounded organelle. The coding region runs from base 609 to 3470 and encodes 953 amino acids. Gene Ontology annotation, molecular function: cholesterol binding.
GGGAGGAGCGUUGAGCAUCCGUCUGAGUGACUGCAUUCAAGAAGACAACGGGCAUACACAGCACUUUUUUGACUUUCCAUUGCUUAUGUUCUAAACCUCUAUCUCAUCUACUGUAUUAGCAAGAGGUUUCAACGCGGAGCAUCCUAGGCUAACAUCAUCUGUCUCAAUAAGAACGCGAGGUUUUCUGUUGCAUAGGGAAGUCGUAUCAUUUAUUUCCUGCGCAAAAAAAUUGCAGACAUGGUCAAUACAACGAAACAUCGGGCUUUGGCUGGAUGAAUCAACAGGCCCAGGGAGACUCACGGAUGUCUGUGCUUGUUCCAGUGCCAUAAUCAACAGCACCACAGCAAGCAGCAGUCCACCUUACUUCCCCAUCAUCAUCUGCCCAUGACAGGGAUUUUGGCUGCUACUACCAUGACUGAAAACCGCUCUAGUGAAGGAAAUGCAAAUACGCGAGUAACAUCAAUGAUGAGAGGAGCGUGAGCCGYGGAAAGCUGCAGAGCUGCAUCAGAUAAUGCUGUUUACCCACAUGGCCUGGAGCUGCUGCUGAGGGAGGAACAGUCGAGUCCAGUCAGAAAGCCACAGAGAGGGGUGCUACAGGGAGGGAAACCAUGUCCUACCACCACCACAGGAACCCCAGCCAGAGCAGCCACCGCACCAUGAGCGCCGAGGAGAGGUGCUCCACGCCCGUCCACCACCACAAGACGUCCACGCCCACACACAAAAGCGCCUCGUCCUCCUCCUCGUGCCAGCGCGACACCCGCCAGGAGGCAGACAGCUGGGAAAUCAUUGAGGGACUGAGAAUCGGUCAGAGCAACGUCCAGAGGCCAGAUAAACACGAGGGCUUCAUGCUGAAGAAGCGAAAAUGGCCGCUGAAAGGCUGGCACAAGCGUUUUUUUGUCCUGGACAAUGGGAUGCUGAAGUACUCCAAGUCGCCAAUUGAUAUUCAGAAAGCCAAACUGCAUGGCUGCAUUGAUGUGGGUCUGUCAGUCAUGUCCAUCAAGAAGAGGGCCCGCCGCAUUGACUUGGACACAGAGGAGCAUAUCUACCACCUCAAAGUCAAGUCUCCAGACAUCUUUGACUCCUGGGUGGUCAAGCUGCGCCACCACCGUCUCUACCGGCAGAACGAAAUCGUCCGCUCCCCCCGAGACGCCACCAUAAGGACGUUCCCUCCCCCUGCCACCACCGAGUCCCCCAUCCCACACCCCCACCCUCAGCCAGCCCCCACCCCCAUUGCGGGACAACAUGACGUAAAGGUGGGCCUCUCUUCCCUGGCGGUUACCUCGGCACAGUUGUUCUCUGCUGUGCAGCCCAAACCCACCACCCUUCCAUCAUGGCAGUCCCCCCCGGUCCCUAGUAGCAGCAGCCUGCCGGCCUCCUACAGUAACGGACAGAGCAAAGUGGCUGCAUGGCUCCAGGAGUCGGAGGAGAUGGACAAGUGUACAGAGGAGCUCGCCCGCUGCCAGUCCAGCCUGGUUGAGCUGAGCAAGUUACUGCAGAGCCUGGAGAUCUUACAGAGGACCCAGUCGGCUCCUAAUUUCACUGACAUGCAGAGCAAUUGUGUAGACAUGUCAAAGAAAGACAAGCGCAUGAACAGAAGAUGGAGAACAAAAAGUGUCGGCAAAGAUGCAAAAUUGCAGCUUCAGGUCCCAUCUCUCCCUGUGAGUGCCAGCAUGUCUCCAGUCCGCCUCCACUCCUCAAACCCCAACCUGAGUGCUGAGCUGGUGGACAUCCAGACCCCUGCCUCUCGCCUGGCUCCUGACAACAUAGAGUGUGGAGGCGACUACAUCAAACUACAGGAGGACUUCUGCCUCAUCGCUCAGAAAGUCCACUCUCUGCUAAAGUCUGCGUUCAACACAGUGGCCAUAGAGAAGGAGAAGAUCAAAACUGUUUUAUCAGACCAGGAUCAGUCAUCAGGGCAGUCUGUCCAGCUCAUCACCCUCAGGAAGUCUCUGUCACAGGCCCUGUCCCAAAACGCCGAGCUUAAAACCCGACUGGGCCGCAUCCACUCUGAGUCGGUCCUGUCUGAACAAAAAGUCAGUGUGAACAUCAUUCCCAGUUCUGACGAGGCUGGUGAGCAGAUGGGAAUCCCUCUGACACAACAGACGUCCAAUGAGAGCAGGCUGUCCAUGUCAGAGUCUGUGUCCGAGUUCUUCGACGCCCAGGAAGUGCUUCUGUCUGCCAGCUCGUCGGAGAACGAGGCCUCAGACGAUGAGUCAUACGUCAGCGAUGUGAGCGAUAACAUUUCAGAGGACAAUGCCAGCGUGACCGAUAACGUCUCCAGACAAAUGCUGAACGGAGACCUGGCUGGAAGUGCCUUCCGUAACGGGCGGCGCCCGUCCCUCCCCGCCCCUUCGCCGGACUGCAGCAACAUCAACCUGUGGAACAUCCUGAGGAACAACAUAGGGAAGGACCUGUCCAAGGUGUCCAUGCCCGUGGAACUCAACGAGCCCCUCAACACCCUGCAGCACAUGUGUGAGGAGCUGGAGUACACUGAGCUAUUGGACAGAGCUGCCGAUACGGAGGACCCCUACGAACGCAUGGCCAUUAUGGCAGCGUUCGUCAUCUCAGGAUACUCCUCCACGUACUACAGAGCGGGAAGCAAGCCAUUCAACCCUUUACUGGGAGAGACGUAUGAAUGUAUCCGUGAGGACAAGGGCAUGUGUUUUAUCGCUGAGCAGGUGAGCCACCAUCCACCAAUCUCAGCUUGUCACGCUGAUUCCAACAAGUUCACCUUCUGGCAAGAUGUUAGAUGGAAAAACAAAUUCUGGGGGAAAUCCAUGGAAAUCCUACCCAUUGGCACAGUCAAUGUUAUGCUUCCAAGCUUUGGUGAUCACUAUGAAUGGAACAAAGUCACCACCUGCGUGCACAACAUCCUAAGCGGCAGAAGGUGGAUCGAACACUACGGGGAGAUCACCAUUAGGAACACCAAAAGCAGUGCCUGUAUCUGCAAACUCACUUUCGUCAAGGGAAAUUACUGGAGUUCUAAUGUCAAUGAGGUUCAAGGGAUCGUGAUGGACCAAGAGGGGAAGGUAGUGCAUCGGCUGUUCGGAAAAUGGCAUGAGGGCCUUUACUGUGGAGUCCCGCCCUCUGCCAAAUGCAUCUGGAGGACAGGCGCCAUGCCCACCGAUUACGAGCUGUAUUAUGGCUUCACCAGGUUUGCCAUUGAGCUCAAUGAGCUUUGCCCGGAGAUGCAAGAUCUGCUACCACCCACAGAUGCCCGCUUCAGACCCGAUCAAAGACACCUGGAGGAGGGCAAUGUGGAAAUGGCUGCCUCAGAGAAGCAGCGUAUCGAAGACCUGCAACGCACCAGAAGGAAGUGGCAAGAGGAGAAUGACAUAAAGCACGAGCCACGCUUCUUCAAGAAAGUGGUUGAUGCCAAUCAUAGGGAGCGCUGGGUCACUAACAACACCUACUGGGAGCUUCGCAAAUCCCCCGGCUUCAUCAACAUGGAAAACCCUAAUCUAUGGUAGCAUAUGGAUCGCUAUACAGACCAUAUCAUCACCGCUGACAGAGGCUUUUUCCUAUGCACAAUACGGUUUUCAAAUGAACGUCUCAUUGACAAGAUGACAGUGUGGAAGGAUACAAAAGACUUGAGCUGAGAGAUGAGUUGGACCAACCGUCACCCUGUUUGGCACUGCAGCCAACCAGUCACCCAUCCAAGUAUUCUCUUGGAUCCCCCUCAUUGAGCUUGCUGCAGAGGCUGGGUUGUCAGGGCAACAAUCUUACCACGUAGAUCUAUCCUAAGCUGUUUUGACUUCAGAGGAUGUCCUUGCCUUAAAAAGUCGCCUAUCCACACCACACAUUUUAAAGCUUUUAGUGAAACCCACUUGAGUUCUGAAAGCAGUUUGAUUUAGACUAGUGUUUGGAUUAGGCUUUUGAUUACCUAUUACUGUAUGUAUCAUGCAUGUUUAGAGUGCAGCUUUCAUUGGCAUAUGCUAUAUAGACUAUAACAAAAAUAAAAUUGAAAGAAGUCUGAUAUUUUUGCAAAAUAUCGUCAACACAUAGAAUUUAGUGAAAAUGUAACUAUUAUACAAUAUUGGUAAGAUUGCUCUUAUUUUUGGAUCAGCCUUUUGUAUUAGUUGAAUCUGUAACAUAGCUUUAUUCUCUCUUGGGACACAUUUUUGUUUUUGCAGUUAAUUUGUUUUUGUCACUGGUAUUGAUGGACGUUGCUGUAUACUGAGAGAUUUCCUCAGCAACUCCAAAAGACAAACCCCUUGAGCAGAGACUUUUAGUUCCAGUUUGCCUGGAAGAGGACCAUCAUUACAAGACUGGCCCAACUGCUGAUGCGUAAGGACUGACCUGAGAAACAAGUUCCUUUUUGACCCUUCAUGUUACUCACCACAACUGUUAUUGCAAACCACAUGUAUAGACAUUACUUCUUUCCCUUAUACAGCUCACAUUCAAACUAGUUUUAAUAGUUUAAGGUAAAAUAAAAGUUUUAAAAAGUAAUUAUAAAUAUAAUUGUAAUGUUCUUUAAUUUCCUGUACUACAAUUUCUGUGUUUUUUGCUGUUUGCAGUUUAGCCUGUAGUAUAACUGAAAGGACGUGUAAUACUAACACUCAGGACGUCUCAUGAUGAUCUGAAGAGAUUCCUACCCAGAACGUUUGGCCUUGUGCCAUACCCUUCUGAGGAAUCAAUUUAAAACCUGGUCACUUAUCUGGAUACAUGGUUACACGAAUCAUCUUUGAUUCUGUCCAUAUAUAGUGAGGGAGCCAGUGUGCUCGUCAAAUGUAUUUCCGUUUCACGCGAGUCCGGUCUCGCGUUAUUUUCCGACCAAGCCACUCACUGAAAUGUCAUAGUGAAAGUGGAGUCCUCCUGUGGCAGUAUAGAGGUCAAUGUGUCCUCUACUGGGAACCACAUGACUCAUGACCAUUAGACCGUCACAACUACACCAGACUGACUACCCCCACUUAUACAAUUAGUGUUUUAUGAAACACUAGAGCCACCUACUGUCAGUUCUUUGAAAACACUUUACAUGAAUUCAUAUGUAUGUGGAAAUGUGUUAUGUAGAGGCCAAGGGCUUGAGUAAGUCAAACAGCUUUUAUUACGUUGUUUUAGAAUGUUCAGAACUUUCUGCUUUUGCAAAUGGCAGAGUGUGGAUGUUAAAGCCAAAGACCAACAUUUUGAUAAAUAAAAAUAAACUUGUUCAAGUUCUGUGGUUUUAAUUAGGUAGUUACGACACAGCUAAUGCUAUUAUAUUUGAAUAUCCUUUAAACACGUGUCCAGUUCCUAGAGUUUACUGGUAUAUUAUCCUUUACACCAAUACAAUUUAAACAGUUUAGAUCUUUUACUGCCAAACAUUUCAGCUUUGAUGUAUAUUUGAUGUUCCCCUCCCUCUGUCACUGUGUAGAAGUCAAUACACAAUGGUUACAUUUGUUACAUUACCYCAGAAUCUGUAGAGUGAACAACAUUUUUACAUUGGGAUUAUAUUUAUUUGUUCUUUGAAUUGUUUUGUCCAGAAUGAAGCCUGAAAUUGAAACAGGGAAAGUGGUUUAUGUUAGAAAUAUGUAGAAUUUAAAUGUUCAAUUGUAAAGAAAACUAUUAAUUUGUGUGCACUAUCCUGUGCAGUACUGCAGAUUAGAUCCCAAAAUUAUAGAUAUGACUAUAGUACCAUAUUGUAGCUAUGUAUUCAGAAAUCAAUUGUUUGUCAGUGUCAAUUCCACUUGCUGUGCCUUAAUACAUUUUAAUUAACGCCUCUGACACAAUACUGAUAAGAAACCCCAUACAAGCCAGAUAAGAAAACCAUUUAAAAUCGAAUAAACUACUUUCCCCACAAGAGUAUUGUUCCCCAGAGUAUUAUGUACUGAAUAACGACGGUCAGGGAAUGAAAAUGUUCUGAAUGUGUCACAUUCCACCAAGGAGGGAAUGUAGACGUCUGAGAUCUUGUUAAGAGGGAGGGAGAAUGGGAGACUGUGGUCACACUCAAUUGACAUUGCCCAUAAAUAAUCUAGAAAUUCCUUAUUUUCUGUGCCGUCACCCCCACUCAUUUGUGAUCACUGUUAUUGGCAGUGCACUACAUGUAAACAGCAGAAUAUUCCUAUCUCCUCUUUUGGAUUAGACUGAUGCAAAGACUACACCAUCGACUUUAACACAGUACUUUGUUCAUAAGGACAUUUGAGGACAAUGUACUUUGUAAAGUUUUAGUUCUAGAUUAAUACAUUUGUUUUCAGAGACCAGUAAAAAAAUAAGAGACUUGUUUCAUCAGAGUAGAACAGUUAGACCUGAGUAAUUCGUCGGUUACAAUGUUUAUAUCUGCAUGUUUAAAUGACAUAGCCUGCCAAUGAAUGUUGCAAAUGCCUUACGAAAUAUUUUAUUUUCUCAAUUGGGCUUUUUCUUUUGAAUUUUGGACUGACUUGUACCACUACGCACUGUGUCAGCUGAGUUCUAUCUAUUUUCUAAUGGGUACCUUCUAAAGUGCAAUUGUCUAAGUACAUAUCUUUCCAUGAACACUGUACACUGCUGCUACAUAGUGCUUGUUCUAAUAAAAAUACAUAAAACUCA